Messenger RNA from Podospora pseudocomata, 927 nucleotides. It is a transcript of the gene SEC65, whose product is annotated as signal recognition particle subunit. Gene Ontology annotation, cellular component: signal recognition particle, endoplasmic reticulum targeting. The record is from RefSeq and is a predicted model, not a curated record. Lineage: Eukaryota; Fungi; Ascomycota; Sordariomycetes; Sordariales; Podosporaceae. Gene Ontology annotation, molecular function: 7S RNA binding. The transcript has a single exon. Bases 1 to 927 code for a protein of 308 amino acids. Gene Ontology annotation, biological process: SRP-dependent cotranslational protein targeting to membrane; SRP-dependent cotranslational protein targeting to membrane, signal sequence recognition.
AUGUCCCACCCCCGCGUAGAAGAGGUAUCCGACUCGGAGGAUGACGUUCAAAUGUCGGACCCCUCCGAAGACGACAUCGACGACUUUGUCGAAUCAGACAUCAUCCGCACCCGUCAAGCAGCCCCUUCCAGACCAACCCCCCCUCCUCAGCAACAACCCCCACCCCAAUUCCGCCAGCCACAACAGCCCCCCGCCUACCCCCAGAUGCAAACAACAACCGACGCAACCCCGUACGCAUCCUACCUCUGCCUGUACCCAAUCUACUUCUCCAGCCUGCACACCCGCGCCCAAGGCCGCCGCGUCUCCGCCGCCGUCGCCGUCCCCAACCCGCUAGCCACCGAGAUCUUGGCCGCCUGCGCGAACCUCAACAUCCCCACCGUCUUCGAAGCAGGCAAGCUCCACCCCAAGGACUGGGCCAACCCGGGCAGGGUCAAGGUCUCCCUCGCGAACCAGACCCGCGUCAAGAACAAGCAUCACUUGUUCCUGCUCGUGGCUCAGCACCUAAAGAGCCAUCCCAUCACCGAUGCCUCCCCUGCGCUGAGGGUCCACGUCCGCGGCGCGCCGCCUCCUCCCGAACUCAAGCCUGGGGAGCAAUGGCCCAGACCUUCUGUGCCCAGAGGCUGGAAGAUGUCAGAACUGUUGCCUCACUACAGCCCCGCCAUGACUGGUGGCGGAGUCAGCGAGAACUUUUUGAAGGAUAUGAUGAGCCAGAUGGGUGGUGCUGGUGGCGCGGGAGGACUGCCGGGUAUUUUGGGCGGUGGAGGAGGAGGACCCGGUGGGAUGGAUAUGGCUAGCCUGAUGCAGGCUGCUCAGUCGAUGGGUAUGGGCGGCAUGGGCGGAAUGGGUGGUCUGGGUGGUCUUGGAGGUGGUUCUUCACCCGGGCCGAGUUCGAGCGCUGGUGGGAAGGCAAAGAAGGGAAAGAAAUGA